Messenger RNA from Girardinichthys multiradiatus, 4066 nucleotides. RefSeq names its product kringle containing transmembrane protein 1 (gene kremen1). Gene Ontology annotation, biological process: multicellular organism development. NCBI's taxonomy places the organism in Eukaryota, Metazoa, Chordata, Actinopteri, Cyprinodontiformes, Goodeidae. The transcript has 9 exons. Gene Ontology annotation, cellular component: plasma membrane. Bases 284 to 1714 code for a protein of 476 amino acids. The record is from RefSeq and is a predicted model, not a curated record.
UGUCUUUUUAGCGCUGCAGGUUGAAUCCAUUGCCCUUAUUUCCUGUCACAUGGCAUGGAAAUAGGAUCCUUGUUUUCUACUUACUACUCUCAUCUCCGCGGUGUCAGUGUUCUAGUGUAGGUCAAGUAAAUGCCGUGACGCCCAGACUCUUUAUUUUGAAACGACUCUUGCCCAGACUCCUGCCAACCAGCCAGCCAGCGAGCCAAGCAACCGGACGCCAGCGUGCGCAUCAGGCUGCACUUCACCUGAGAGGAUCAGCCACUUCAGACUUUUUACUCAAACCAUGGAUUCCUGGAGCGCCACCUCUGCGCUUCUCCUAGCUGGCUUUAUCACCUCGGCGGCUUUUCGUCAUUUCGACAGCGAGUGUUAUACUGCCAACGGAGAGGACUACAGGGGUUUCCAGAACCAAACCAGCCUGAAUGGAGGUAAACCCUGCCUGUUCUGGAAUGAGACUUUCCAGCACCCUUACAACACCCUCAAAUAUCCCAACGGAGAAGGAGGUCUGGGACGCCACAACUACUGCAGGAAUCCUGAUGGGGACGUCCAGCCGUGGUGCUACAUUGCUGAUCAUGAAGACGUGACGUACUGGAAAUACUGUGACAUUCCUACUUGCCAGAUGCCUGGGAAUUUGGGCUGCUUCAAAGACACCGGUCAUCCACCAACCCUUCCCGGCGCCCACGAGAUCUCCAACAAACUCACGAUUCAGACCUGCAUCAACUUCUGUCGGAGUCAGAAAUACACGCUUGCUGGUAUGGAAUCAGGAUAUGCCUGCUUCUGUGGCAACGAAGCAGAUCUGCAAGACCAUGUCGAGUCGUCCAACAUGGAGUGUAACCACGUUUGCUUCGGCGAUCACACUCAGCCCUGCGGAGGAGACGGCUGGAUCAUAGUCUUUGACAUCCGAAUUGGCGCCUGUGGUGGAAACUACACGUACCCAACUGGAGUGAUCUACUCCCCUGACUUUCCUGAUAAAUAUGCAGCCAGUCGGGUUUGCUACUGGACCAUUCAGGUCCCCGGUUCCUCCGCCAUCCUCUUCAACUUUACCUUCUUCGACAUCUCCGACCAGACCGACAUGGUGGAGCUUCUAGACGGCUACACCAGGGAGGUGGUUGCCCGCUUUGACUGGCGCAGUCCGCCACGGGAGCUGGUGAACAUCACGGGGGACUUUGUUAUACUGUACUUCUUCUCAGAUCGCACUAAUCAGGCCCAUGGCUUUGCUCUUUUGUACCAAGCGCUCAGAGGGCAGGACACCAGAACCACAGUUCUCAGAGGCUCCGAUGAGGAUGAAAGCGACGACGCCUCCAGCACAUUGGGACCACACCUGUCCAGCGGCAUCACAGAGAGAUCCAACAGCACCACCAACGAACGUACCUCACACAUCCUCUACGUGAUCACGUCCAGCCCCAGCAAACGAGAACACAACAUGCCAGGUCAGUGGGCUGGACGCAGCGAGACCACCGGCCACAGCGCUAUGUGGACCAUCUACGCUCUGGCUGCUCUCCUCAUACUGACGGUGGUGGCCAUGGUGGCCAAGCUGCUGCUUCAUGUCACAGUCAAAGCCCCGAACAUCCCAACAGUCAGUGGCUCAGACAGCUGCAGCCAGAGCACGGUGUCCUCUGAGCCAUGGAUCAUCCUCUACCGGCCCUCCACCAUCUCCCUCUUCAAGAAGAAGCUAAAGAACCAUCAUGGGGACCUUAGCCCUUUGGUGGGGCACUAGUGCUGCUCUUCGCCUUUAUUGCCAUCCACAAAUACUCUGUUUAAAGGCCGUCGGAUGACAGGGCCCUUAGACAUCAAAAUUCAAUGAGGCGCUUCACUAAUAAGCAAACGACUGAGUGACUAAUUACAACUGACUCAGUAACUGCAGCCAAAUGGCCAUUUGGCCAAAAGAAAGGCAAGGCACUCUCAUUCCUCUCAGCACCAAAGAAAGAGGGUCACACAGGGAUAUAAGGGACCACAGUGACAGAGAGGAGAGCUAAAGGACUGGAUGGAAGAUCUGCAGCUGUAACAAACACACAAGGAUACUUUUAACAUGCAGGAGGCCAUUUUCAUCCAUCGCAGCCGUCUUUAUCAUUCAGCAUACCUCUUAAAUCCCUCCAGACUGCAGCUUCAUCAGUAAAAAUUCACAGCCGUGUAAAGAGCGACGGCAGAAAACCCAUGCAGUCAAAGCUUAACAGUUUUUACAUAAACUCAUAACUGCCUCAUACAAAAGAACAUUUGCUGUUGAAAGUCACCAUCCUUUCCCUCCAAAGAGUUGUAUAUGUUUGUCCUUUUUGUUCUGUUUGCAAAUGCUAAUAUUUCUUUUUUUUCUCUUUGAUGUGUUUUACAAGAUAACUUGGAUUUUUUAAGAGAGGGAACCAAUAGUACUUUGAGGUAUCACAGCACUUUGUCUGCAAAUUUCAAACAACGGAGUGAAAGAGAGAAGGUGAGAGAAGAAGUAUCCUCGGACAUGUCAGGGGAAGGUUUGGGAUUGGUGUUUGCUAACAAACUGCCAUUUAGGGAGAUUUAGGAAGGGGGCUUUUGUUCCGCUUGCGGUGUGGGUGGGAGUCUGUCUGGUUUGAUGGUGUUCAAGUGCCUUAAGGAUCUCCUCUUCCCCUGCGUCAGUUUCUACACAUCUGCUUUUGUCUUUAUAUCGACCGGGAUCCCUCACAAAUGUCAGAACCGAUGCAGAUCCUUGGAGUGAGAUUCCCAAAACAGGAUUUCUAUCUCAAAAAAAUGCCAGAUCUAGCAUGUGGAGGAAGUAGAUCUGCGGCCAUCAGGAAAGCAACUCUUCAUAAAAGCCAGACAAGGUUUAAUUUGUGUGCUCUUACUUGUAGUCUUGGACAUUUACUGAACAUAUUGUUCACAUUAACUCUCAGUCUUUUGAUUGCAGGAGAUGGGGGGUGAAUAUUAUUGUAUAUUCUGUAAUCCAUUGUGGGAACAGAGAUGUUUAUGACUGCUCUUUGAUUUCAUUGUCUCAACAAACCAUUCGACAGACCCAUCUGCAUUUAUUUUAAGCCUUCUCAUUAAGCAACUCAAAAGUUGAAUGCUUAGGCAGCAUUAAAGUGUCUUGAAAAUCAACACUUCGGUUUUCGGACUUGUCACACAGAUUUCAGGCCCAAAAGGUUGAAUGCAAACGAUACACCCAGAAAGUGCUCAGCAGUGCUACCCGCAAGCCGACAUCGAGUUUGCAGUUGUGACAUUUUAACUACUUGCGAAAGGUCUUCUGCAUAGCAGUUGGCCUUUCUUGUGUGGGGUUGGACGCUUGAGGUGCUUUCUUCAAAUCUUCCCUCACUCAAUGCACUUAAUUUUGCUCGUACUUACAAAACAAAACAGUACUUAACCUGGUUGCAUUUAGCUUUGGGUGAAAAUGACCUAAAAUGACUUGAUCAGCAACCUUAGCACUUGAAGCAAAGAAGAUAAUCAUGCAGGAUCUGAAUCAAUUAAAAAUAAUAAUGCAUCUUUAUCUCCCAUUAGAAGCUAGUAAAAAAAGAGAGAUGUGACUCAGUGCUAUAUUCUGCUCAUCUGUUCAGCUGUAACUCAUGUUAAUUAUUGCAGGACGCAAGCAGAUACCCCUGGGUCUGCGAUGUUCAGAGCAGACCAUGCGUGGAGAGGAGUAGGAGCGAAAGAGGGACGGGGAAAUUAAUGCGCUUUCAAAUCAAACACAAGCUAACCAAAUGUGACAGUCAGUAUCUAACAAGGGUAUAUUUGUUUGACUAGCCUGGUGAAUUAUGCAAACGCCAGUCUUCUGUCCUGUCCUCCAGUCGGUCGGAAAAUUCCACGCUAUGUUUCUUCUGGAGAAGUCAAAAUGCCCCCCCCCACCCCACCCCUCAAAUUGUUGUGAAUGUCCUGAAGUGCUCGAUGACAUGAAAACAAUACCAGAGGCCCUGUGGGAAACGAUCACAAGGGGCCAAUACUUUGUUUUCAUCUAAUUGUAAAUAGCAAAAUACAGUAAAAUGUUAAUUUAUACAUUAAAUUAUUGUUAUUUUGUAUGUGAAUGGGAUAUAAUCUAUCUUUUGUAUAAGUGAAGUAUCUUUGUAGUUUUAUUUAAUGUGUCCUGGUUGCAAAUAAACACUGUAUGCAUGUUUCUCAA